AUUAUUCCAUCUGAAAUUCUAUUUUACACACUUUCUGAAAAAUAUAAUCAAAUCAAAUAUUCUUGUCUGAAAUUGCACUAGUAACGAUGGCAAAUAUGAAUAACACAGCCCAAAAUCCUACUGACAAUUUAACCAAAGGAUUGACGGAUGGAGAAUAUAUUGUGCGUCGUGGACCUCAGAGUUCAAUCACGAUGUGUUAUUUUGAGAAUAUAACAAAUGACCAGGCCUUCUGGAAAAGUGAGAAUUCCUUGCUUACUUCUCUCCCUUACUUUAUCAUACAACUAACCCUGAUGAUGUUGUGCAUUCGCCUUGUAUUUGGUAUCCUAAAACCUCUUCGUCAACCGCGCUUCUUAGCAGAGCUACUCAGUGCUGUUCUGAUAGUUCCAAGUUCCACGGCAAAUAUUGCAUUUUUCCAAAAGUACAUAAGUCCUGCUAAGUCCACCAGGACACUAGACACGAUGGGACAGUUAGGCCUUGUCUACUAUAUGUUCCUUGUUGGAUUAGAGAUGGACCUUACCUUGUUGAAACAUAUUGAGAAGAAGGCUUUGUACAAUGCUGUUGUUACAAUUUUAUUUCCUUUAGGCAUGGGAAUAGGCCUUUUUUUCUUACUUGAUCAUUACAGAGACGAGAAAGUGGUAGGAAUGGGUGGUGCUAUUUGGGCCCUUACCCUUACCGUGACAAGCUUCCCGGAUCUUGCUCGAGUCCUCUCAGACAUGAAGCUGCUUCAUACAGAUAUUGGAAGAUUGGCGUUAUCUUCCGCAGUUGUUUGUGACCUUGUAGCUUGGGCUCUUCUGGUCCUGGCCAUAACAAUGGUUAACCAACACUUCUAUUUCUUGAAUGUGUUUGUAAUGGUCGGUUUUGUGUUGUUCUGCUGGUUUGUAGUGCGACCCGCACUAUCAUGGAUUAUUCGACUCAAUAACUCCUCGAAUGGUGGAAUGGACCAUGAGCUGCUGAUAUAUUUUAUUCUUGGAGGAGUAGUCAUAUUUGGAUUUGUGACAGACGCUUGUGGUUCACGGUCCAUGGUUGGAGCUUUCAUGUUCGGACUUAUUAUACCCAAAGGAGAACUUGGAAUUAGGCUAAUAGAGAAACUUGAAGAUUUGGUAACAGGGAUUUUGCUUCCUGCUUUCUACUGGACUAAUGGGCUUAAGAUACACUUUCAUACUUUGAACGACAGGGUGAACAUUAUUGUGGUGCCAAUAAUCAUAGUUUUGGCUUGCACCACAAAGAUUAUAAGUGCUUUCAUCUUCUCCAUUGUCCAAGGCAUGUCCGCUCGUGAAGGCAUCACUCUUGGAGUGCUUAUGAACACUAAAGGUGUUUUAGCUCUGAUUAUUAUGAAUGUUGGAAGAGACCUGAAGGGUUUUGAUGAACAAAUGUAUGCUAUGAUGACAAUGUCAUUGAUAUUAAUGACUCUGAUGGUAAAGCCCAUAGCUAUGGCUACUACUAAAUCCGCAAAGCAAGUCAAGAAAUACAAGCGUAGGACAAUUGAGAUGAGUAAACAUAAUGCUGAACUACGAAUACUCGCAUGCACUUAUUCAGUUAAUAAUAUUUCGGGUAUAAUAAACCUCCUGGAAGCCUCAAACCCCACCAAGCAGUCUCCAAUAUGCGUUUUUGCUGUCCAUUUGGUUCAGCUCACUGCAAGGCGUGUUUCUGCAAUGCUUAUUGUCCAUGAUGCUUACCAUCGCACACCCAAUAUAGGACAAGAGAAUCAAAGCCAUGAGGUAGAAGAGUCGGAGCACGUUAUUAAUGCUUUCCAAGAAUAUGAAAGUAGAUCAACGGAGGUGUCAGUUCAAGCACUAACAGUUGUGUCUCCAUACACCUCAAUGCAAGAAGAUGUCUGUAGACUAGCAGAGGAUAAGAGAGUAAACCUCAUUUUAGUUCCAUUUCAUAAACAACCAGAUGUUUAUGGAAAAAUGCAAGAUGAGGAGGAUGCUCCUUUGAGAGCUGUGAACCAAAACCUACUAUCUACAUCACCUUGCUCCAUUGGCAUACUCAUUGAUCGGGGACUUGGUGAAUCUCAGGGACAAAAUAACUUUAUCAUGCUCUUUGUGGGUGGGGCAGACAGUCGUGAGGCCUUAGCUUAUGCAUGGCGGAUGGCAGGAUCAGCAAGCGUUAAUCUCACAGUAGUGCGAUUUGUUUUAACCACAACGACAAAUGAUGAUGCCAGAGUAGUAACAGAACAGGAAAAGGAGAGAAGGUUAGAUGAUGAGUGUAUCAAUCAGUUCAGGUUUAAGACAAUGUAUGAUGAAUCCAUAACAUUCGAGGAAAUACUAUUUAGUUAUGGAAAUGAAAUUAUCACGGCAAUGAGAAGAAUGCAAGAUGGUUAUGACUUGUACAUAGUGGGACGAGGCGAAGGAGCAAUGUCACAAUUGACACCCGGACUAUUAGAGUUGAGUGAUUGUGAAGAGCUGGGAGCUUUAGGGGACACAUUACUUUCAUCUGAUUUUGCAGGGAGUUCCUCCAUUCUUGUAAUUCAACAACAUUAUGUUCGUGGAGCCAAAGAGGGAGGACUCAGGGCUGCUAGUGACCACAAAUACAAUAAACACAAGCAUAUGACUUGGUUGUCACACAUCGAGAAUGCUUAUAGAUAGUUUUAGCUUAUGUGACCCAUAAAAUCGAAAAACAUCAGUAGGUAAUUCAAACGCAUGCUACCAAUGUAAAACUAAGGCGAGAGCUCAAAUGCUUCUUAAUUGUAACCAUUAUACUAUUUGAAUGUAAUUACAAAUUAAAAAUUUAUAUAUUU
Ricinus communis (castor bean) is the source of this 2740-nucleotide messenger RNA. RefSeq names its product cation/H(+) antiporter 15. Gene Ontology annotation, biological process: regulation of pH; proton transmembrane transport. The coding region runs from base 87 to 2588 and encodes 833 amino acids. The record is from RefSeq and is a predicted model, not a curated record. Gene Ontology annotation, molecular function: antiporter activity. Gene Ontology annotation, cellular component: membrane; endomembrane system. NCBI's taxonomy places the organism in Eukaryota, Viridiplantae, Streptophyta, Magnoliopsida, Malpighiales, Euphorbiaceae. The transcript is spliced from 3 exons.